GUAGACCUGACAAGACAGGACUUCCCUGCCGCCAUGAAAGACAUAGUCGAGGUGGUGGCCCUUUUUUUGGGCUUUGUGAGCUGGGUUUUGAUCUUUGUGUCGCUAGAGGACCAAUACUGGAAAGAAUCCACCACAGAGGGAAGUGUAAUCACAACCUCCACUAUCUAUGAGAACCUCUGGAUGUCUUGUGCAAGCGACUCCACCGGGAUUUACAACUGCAGAGACUUUCCUUCUCUUUUCGCGCUCCCAGGGUACAUUCAAGCGUCCCGAGCGCUGAUGAUCGCUGCCAUUGUGUUCGGGACCUUGGGUCUGGCGGCCACUCUGGUCGGAAUGCAGUGCUCCAAAAUAGGAGGAGAAAACUACGUGUUGAAAGGAAGGAUCGCCGCCGUAGGAGGAGUCCUGUUUAUACUCGAAGGGAUGUGCACCAUGAUUGCGGUGUCCUGGUACGCCGCCAACAUCACUCAGCAGUUCUUCGACCAGUACUACCCCGGGACCAAGUAUGAGAUCGGCGAGGGCCUGUACAUCGGCUGGUCGUCGUCGGUGCUUGCUCUGUGCGGAGGCUCGUGUCUGUUGUGCGCUUGUAAAUCGAACACAACAGACCAGAAGAGGGCGUAUCCAUACCAGCAGUCGUCCCGCGGACAACUGCGCUCUAUCGUGGCCACAUCACAGUCGGCCCCGAGCCACUAUGGACGAAACGCAUACGUGUGAUGGAGCGGCCAAAGAGGAGGUUCACUUCAAGUUGCUGAUCAAACAGCGCCUCAAAUCUUGUAUAUUAACCUGCUAAUGAUUAUGUUUGUGUGAUGCCAACCAACAUAUAGUAGUUAUAUUUUGGGUGAUUUUUUUUAAACACAAAAAAAAACGAAAAAAAAUGCAUUUAUACUAUUUUAUACAAAUGAUACACACUUAUGUUUUUUUUAUACACAAGUAAAGAAUAUUGU
Synchiropus splendidus (mandarinfish) is the source of this 938-nucleotide messenger RNA. Its product is annotated as claudin-15-like. Lineage: Eukaryota; Metazoa; Chordata; Actinopteri; Syngnathiformes; Callionymidae. Gene Ontology annotation, molecular function: structural molecule activity. Gene Ontology annotation, cellular component: plasma membrane; bicellular tight junction. The transcript is spliced from 5 exons. Gene Ontology annotation, biological process: cell adhesion; bicellular tight junction assembly. Bases 34 to 708 code for a protein of 224 amino acids. The record is from RefSeq and is a predicted model, not a curated record.